Teleopsis dalmanni is the source of this 2274-nucleotide messenger RNA. RefSeq names its product HEAT repeat-containing protein 3. The record is from RefSeq and is a predicted model, not a curated record. The coding region runs from base 151 to 2136 and encodes 661 amino acids. The transcript is spliced from 10 exons. Lineage: Eukaryota; Metazoa; Arthropoda; Insecta; Diptera; Diopsidae. Gene Ontology annotation, biological process: protein import into nucleus; ribosomal large subunit biogenesis.
UUUUAUUGCAAUAUCAUUAAUAUUAAUAAGAUUCAAUUUUAAUCUAUAUAAGUGGCAAAUACAUAAACAAGAUGGCAACUCUUGCAGUAUUUGUUGUCCGCACGUGGGAAAGCAACACGGGUAUCGUUUGUGUUGAAUAUUGCUCCCAGCAUGGGUAAAAUAAGACGAAAUAAAGUGCGACAUAGUGAUUAUUUGAAUCCACUUAUUUUUAAUUCCAACGGUAUUGCCGAGUUGCAAUUUGAUGGUGAUGAUGAGUUCAGUCAUGACGGACCAAUUGGAGCUAUAAGAGAACAGCUUCAAAAUUCUAACAUUGAGGAGAAAAUUAACGGACUUCAAACGUUGGCGGUUUUUGCAUCUAAUAAGGAAAAAGUUGACUUACUAUGUACCACUGACAUUAUUAGAAUUGUUGGACCAUUGUUGUGUGAACGUGAUGAAGCGGUACGCAAUGCUGCAGCCGGUGCACUUAGAAAUUGCUCCGUCCACGGUACAGAAAUAUGUGAAUAUUUAGUACUUCAAGAUCUAAUGACACCUUUAUUGGCGUUGCUUAUGGACUAUAUGCAUGAUGACGAUUGGACUCCCAAGUUUGACGCUUCAAUGCGCGAUGAAAUUGAUUUGCGUUCUGAUAUAUUUUUGCAAGCAAUUAAUCUAUUGUGGAAUCUUUGCGAGAGUUCGAUGGAAGCUUUAAAAAUAUUUAAUCAAGCAAAUAUUUAUAACAGACUACUACAGUGCCUUAAUUAUAAAAAAUACGGAUUAGACAUUUCAAUUUCAGUGGCGCAGUGUUUAUUAGUUGUAUCCGAAAACAAUAGUACUUGUUGGAACGUUCUCAGUAAUUGUAUACCUGAACUGAUAGCAUUGUUAGAAAUUUCUGGGAAACAUGGUUAUGUCUAUUUAAGCACCUUAACUGCGGGAAUUCUCGCAAAUAUUCCAGCGCUGGCUGCAUCAUAUGUAAUGCACAUAGUUAAAACUUUAAGUCAUAGUCUUGAUGUAGACCAUCAGUCUAUUUUGCUAAAUACUAUAAGUUCAUUGCAACAACAAGAAACCGAUAGUAGUGCACCAGAACUGGAAAUAAGAAUGGACACCAAUGAUACGGAAACGGAAGAUGCAGCUAGAAUUCGACGUAGACGACAAGAAUUACCGACAGACGCAGAUAUAGCAGUUAGAGAUGUCGGAUUUAUGCUAGAUGCGCAACGUAUUGCUGCCGAAAUUUUAACUAAUUUAACUUCAAAUGACGAAGAAGACUGGCAAGAAUGUGAAGAUACUGAAAAUUCAGAAGAAGAAAGCGUUACUGAUUUUAAUGCGGAUAUGGAAAAAGAUUCUAGUGACUGUUGCAAUAAAUUACCUGUCGAAUUAAGCGAAUCUAUUAAAUCUCUAGCGGUCGUUGAAAAACUGUGGAAAAAAGCCCAACCCUUGCAAGAAGAUGUUGUAGAUUUGUUGCGGUGCACAAACGACGAUUUAUUAAAGAAGACAAAUUUUUUACGUGUAUCAUCACUCAUCGCAUUGCAAAAUAUGUGCAAUUGUUUAGACACUGAAGAUUUGGGCGGAUGUAACGCAGUUUAUAACGUUUGGGUGGAAUUAGGCAAGCAAGUUUUUAAAGUGUCACCUGAUACACAGUCAGAUAUUUCGCUCUUGGAACCAUCAACAUCUUUAAUGCGUUCUGCUCUGGAACAUUUAAAAAGCAGUAAGGAUCUUUUUAGCCAAAUGAGUCAAAACGAUUUAGAGUUGAUCUUAGGUGGUAUCAACAAUUGCAGUGUACCUGAAAUUCGGGCAAAUUGGUUUCGCAUGUUGGGCACAUUAGGAUGUUUAUUACCGGAAACAUUGGUUAAAAUCAUUAUUUUAUUUAUUAUUGAAGCCACCGAACAAGAAGAGGAUGUAUGGUGUAUGUCGGAAGCUUUAGAUGCAUUUAUGGAUAUAUUUGCUGAUAAUGAUUGGCAUCAAAUUGUUAUUGAAGGCAAAAUUAUAGAACGCAUUCAAAAUUUAUCGAAAGUAUUUAAAGCAAAAGGACGACAGCAGAAAAAGGAUUUAAUGGAACGUUACUUUGCUGUUCAGACUGUACAAUUAAAUUUAACUCGCUUUAUUAAAUAUAUGGAAGCAGAAACAUCAAAAUAUAUGGCAGCCAAAAAUGUAAAAAAAUCGUAAUUACUUAAAUUAUGUUUUGAAAAAUAUAUUUUAAGAAUCUUCAAAUCAAAUUGUUAUAAUGCAGAAUGUAUUUAUAUAUAUUAUUUUUGUAAAUUUGUAACUUUGCUAUUUGCGUUAGUUGAACCUUAACAAUAAAUA